Messenger RNA from Fusarium graminearum PH-1, 2234 nucleotides. RefSeq lists its product as uncharacterized. The transcript has 2 exons. The record is from RefSeq and is a predicted model, not a curated record. Gene Ontology annotation, molecular function: protein phosphatase inhibitor activity. Gene Ontology annotation, cellular component: cytoplasm. Lineage: Eukaryota; Fungi; Ascomycota; Sordariomycetes; Hypocreales; Nectriaceae. Bases 207 to 665 code for a protein of 152 amino acids.
GGCACGAUCCCCUACCACGGCCUGCGACCCUGUGGCUCCUCCAACAAAUCCCCCCGCCAGUCUCAGACUUGAUCCCUUCAAAACGACGCUUGACCGUACCCGUACCGCUUUGCACUGCACUGCACCAUAUCGACAAAAGAGAGCAGGACUGCAAUUCCUUGUCCUUCAACUACAACGCCAGCGUUCCAGCACAAAUCACCUUCGCCAUGAACCCUCACCAGAAGAACAAGGUCGACGUCAAGUCACUCACUCCCGAGGAACAGCGUCUCUUCCGUCUCUACGGCAAGCUGCCCUCUCGAUCCGACCACUUCGCAAAGCAUCUCAAGGACCGCAAGUAUUUCGACUCGGGUGACUAUGCCAUGUCCAAGGCCGGCAAGGGUGAUGGUGUUGACGCUGGUGCCGUCGGCUCUCAGCAUCCUCUCCCCGAGAACAUUCCCCACCUGUCAUCCCCGGUGAACGGCUCCGGAACCAACGUCCCCAAGCACCACGGCUCCGUCCCCGGCAUCCAGGCCGGUAGCCCUAUCAAGGAGAGCAGCUUCCUCAAGAGCGAGACCAGCGUCGACGAGACUCAGGGAGACAAUGUUGACAAGCCCCAGGGUGCAGACGCAGCUGCUGCACCUGAGCCUGUUGCCGCCGGCGGCGAGGGCAUCCCCAUCCGAAGAUAGAGAACAUUCGUAAUAACAAGCGAAGAAAUACGCGGCUUCAAUAGGAACAACGGAAUAGUCUUUUUUUCAUCAUUGUUUUUUUUUAUCAUGCACAACACGAAAUGGUGGUUUGUACGAAGUCUCGUGCGUGGGCUUAUAGUGGAUUGCGAUAUCAGUUUUGACGACUUACGAGUAUCGCACAGUUGGCGUUUGGGAAUUGGCAGACAAUCUGGUUCGCACGCACAAAGGGAACAUAUCUCAGUCUGAAAUCAUCAGCUAGGCUAGGUUGUUUGAUAGCGGGAAGAUGGGAGAAACAUCGCCCUCUCCGCGCAGAGUCAUCAUGUUCAUUUGGUAUUUUAGUUACCUGCUUUAUUUUCCGAAACAGCCUCUCUAUUUCCUUUUUUUUCUUCAUGUUCACAUGUAGUAUUCCUCAGACCCAUCAUCCGUUUAUGGCCUUGUAGGGGUGACCAAAUGUCCAGAUACCAUUUGGACUGUGUAGCUUGUAAUUUAACCCUCAAGGGCCUUGGUCGCCAUCUCCUUGGCACCCUCAAAGGUCUUGUUUCCACCGAUGAAGCCAGCCGCGUGGACAAACACGCAGCCAGGAAUGCCGCUGAUGCCAUCAAGCUCAGCAUCCCUGAAGCCUCUCCAAGCCUCAGGGAGCGGCUUUCGGCUCGUAAAGGAGUCCUUGCUCUCGGGCACGCACUGGAUGCGCCACUUGGCACCAGGCUCAGGCUUCUCGGCGUACAGAACGUAGAUGACGGAGGGGGUACCAUCCUCGAGAGUGUACAGGUGGUCCUUCCAGGGGACAGACUGGCCUUCGAGAAUUAGGAUGCGGCCCUGCUCAUCGUAUUGUUUGCGCUUGUUGAAUGCCUCCUGGACAAUGGUGCGGGCAGGUAGCCACGAAGCGGCAUAGUUGUCGAGAUCGCGGUCGAACUCCUGACCAAUGCGGCUGCUGGCCUCGUUGAACUUGGCAUCCUCAGCAGCCUGAGCCUCAGCAGGGUCGGAGGGAGUUGGGUCGUUCCACUUGGGGUUCAGACGUCCGACAACGGCACCGAGACCGAAGGCACCCUCGCUGAAACGCUUCUCAAUGCCAGCAGCGGCAAUGGCAGCGGGGUCGUAGACAGAGAUACCGUUGUCGUGGGCAUCAAGGGCCUCAACAAAGUUCUCGUACAGCUUCUUGUAGAUCAAAUCGACAUCGGGGGAAUCCUCAGACAGUCCGAGGCGCUCAGCAACGAUGGCACGGCCAAAGUGCAGGAAGACCAGACCUGCACUAGAAAGCUUUGUUGGGCGGCCAGGGAAGGUGGUGUUGAAGCCUCGCUGGUGGUGGUCGAAGCGGCGCUUCUCAGCAUCAUACUCUCCACCGACAUCGACGACGGUGUGGCAGGUAGCUAGGACAGCAGGGUCGCGGGUACGGACGAGGUCGGCGUCGCGGUAUGUAGGAAGCCGACGGAGCAUGUGGACGGCGAGGGCCUCAUCAGCGUGGAAGUGGCCGCUGUGAGUACCAAUGAGGGGGCCGUUGCCCGAGGUCUUGACGCGCUUAGCUGCUGAUUCGGCCAUUGUAGCAAAGAGACGACGGUACAUAUACUCUGC